ACAGCUGUGAGGACUUUGUUGUUUUCCUCUUUUGUGUCUGGAGCUGCAAAAUUUCAGGGCAAUAAUGGCAACUAUACGCAUACCCAAGCAAAAGGUGAUACUCUGCGGCGAUUAUGGCGUCGGCAAGAGUUCGCUGUUUCGCCGCUUCACCAACAAUACAUUCGUGACGGAGACAGACCGCAAAUCUACACUGGGCCUAGAUAAUAUUGAUCGGGAGUACAAUGUGGGCGACAAGCAGAUUAAGCUCCAACUGUGGGACACUGGCGGCAUGGAACGCGUGGCUUCUGUGACCUCUUCCUACUACAAAUUUGCAGAGGGUGCAAUACUUGUUUUCGCCCUGGACAAUGCCGCGUCCUUUCACUCCCUUUCGCAGCACUUGCUGGAUAUUGUUACGUAUGCCGAGAAUGCGAAGAUCUUCAUCUGUGGCAACAAGAGCGACUUGGAGGGGCGUGAGCCGGAAGUCAGUGACGAGGAGGUGGAAGCUUUUUGCGAGCAGUGCCACUCACUGAUUAGUGCCACCUACAAGACAUCUUGUCGCACCGGGGCGGGUGUUGAGGAAAUGUUUCGCGACAUAUCGCGACAACUGGUGCACGCCAAUCGCUCCAAAAUGGAGCUGCAGGCUCUCGAGCAGAAAAGCUUCAAAAUUGACACAGCCAGUGACCCGACGGUCAACGAGGAGGCCUCCUCCUGCAGCUGCUAGCAGUUGGGGAACAUUGAGUUUGGCUAAAGCCAGACUCAAUGCGAGCAGAAAUGCAUUUUUUAUUUAUUUUUUAUUUAUUAACGAUGCGAAUUGUAGGUGCAUUAUGGGCCUAUUCACCUUUGGUUGUUUUUUUUUUACGAAUUAAUGCAAGAUACGUCCCUAAAAUGAACACGAAACACCAAACUUUUAACAUGAGUCAUAGAAUAGGAGUAGUAGGUAUCUAGGCGCCGCGUAUUGCCAAAUAAAAAGUACUCGUACAUAUGUAGAUUAGUGCGUAAGUCUUUGCAGCUUUCUCCCACUAGGAUUAGCCGUUGGGAACUUUUCCUUUACACACUGGAAUACUCGUAGACGUAAGAUAUUCUAAACAAAUAAUAAAUAAUCAAUUCACAAAACAGGAAUGCGUC
Drosophila obscura is the source of this 1104-nucleotide messenger RNA. It is a transcript of the gene RabX6, whose product is annotated as ras-related protein RABA1c. The record is from RefSeq and is a predicted model, not a curated record. Lineage: Eukaryota; Metazoa; Arthropoda; Insecta; Diptera; Drosophilidae. Gene Ontology annotation, molecular function: GTPase activity; GTP binding. The transcript is spliced from 2 exons. Bases 65 to 700 code for a protein of 211 amino acids.